AUGAAGGUCUCUACUGUCUACGUCGCCAUCUUCGGCGCUGCUACAGCAAUGGCUCGAUCGCCGCCUGUUUACGUUAAUGGGGCUGGGUCGGGACCUCAUGGACACGACGGUGAGCUGGAGCACACGGCCACGAUGGCGAGCCGGGACCUCACGGACAUGAGGGUGAACCGGGAUCUCACGGACAUGACGGUGGACUGGGGCCACACGGCAACGAGAGCCGCCCAAGGCCGCAUCACCACAGCGGUGCCCCAGGACCGCACGACCACGAUGGCGAGGGUGCCUCGGGACCACAUCACCACGAGGGUGCCUCGGGACCACAUCACCACGAGGGUGCCUCGGGACCACAUCACCACGAGGGUGCCCCGGGGCCGCACGGCCAUGAGGGUGCUCCGGGACCGCGCGGCCACGAAGGUGCCCCUGGACCGCACCACCACGAGGGCGGAAUUCUCACAUAAACAAGAUGAAGCCCACAUCCCUUCUCACACCGAAGAUGCGGUAGAGAAAGACAGCAUCUUCAAGCAAAUCCACGACCAGGCUCACUGCAUCCUUCCCGUGCUCAAGGCUUCACUCACCCGGAAAAUCCUCUCGGCUGGACGAAACACUGCCGGUGGUAUAAACUCACUCACGGCGCUGUAG
This is a messenger RNA of Hirsutella rhossiliensis, 636 nucleotides long. RefSeq lists its product as uncharacterized. NCBI's taxonomy places the organism in Eukaryota, Fungi, Ascomycota, Sordariomycetes, Hypocreales, Ophiocordycipitaceae. The record is from RefSeq and is a predicted model, not a curated record. The transcript has 3 exons. The coding region runs from base 1 to 636 and encodes 211 amino acids.